This is a messenger RNA of Octopus sinensis (East Asian common octopus), 3069 nucleotides long. RefSeq names its product zinc finger protein 665-like. NCBI's taxonomy places the organism in Eukaryota, Metazoa, Mollusca, Cephalopoda, Octopoda, Octopodidae. The coding region runs from base 1045 to 2574 and encodes 509 amino acids. The transcript has 2 exons. The record is from RefSeq and is a predicted model, not a curated record.
UGCAGCAUAUUAGGAGGUCAGAAUACUUGAUUCCACGCAAAAAAUCCGAGGUUUUUUUCUUUCUUAGUGAAAAUCGUGCCGGUGAAAGGAUCAAAAUUUACAGAGCGAAGUUCCAUGCAUAGCGUGAUAUUUACUUUCGGUGAAAACUAUAACUGUUUUCGUAGGUUGGAAUCUGUGAAAUGAAAACAAGUUUAUCGUACAAAGUUUUUGCGCGUGUAUUUUUUUCACUUUGUUGUCCGCCAUUAUAUGUACAUAAUACGAAAGGCUGCCGGUGUUUAAAUAAACGGAAUACUUUUUAUCCUGUAAUUUUUGUUUCAAAACCAAAAUUCCGAUGUUUUUUUUUACCCCCGUAACUUUCUGUUUACCGUUUGGACUGUUAUAAAUACUUGUCACUGACAUAUCUAAUAAUGAUGAUCUCGUAUAUAAUACAGAUAAGUGGAUGUAGAGUUGAGUAAAAUUAAAUAAAUAAAUAAAAGGCUUAGACAAAUUAUACAAACAAGAAGUUGCAUUUGGUGUGCUACUGUUAGAAUGAAUGAAUUUUAAGUAAAAAAUAUUUACACAAAAUAAUCUCGAAUGGAAUUAUUCCUGUAUAGAACUCUCUACUGAUUUGAGGUGAAUUCUUCCCAUACCAGUAUAUCAACUGCACUUUUACUAUAAACUUUAUUGUCUGAUGACAGUUAUCAACUUUUGAAGAUUAAACAUAACUUUAGGUUGAAUGGAUAUAGAAUAUUUCCUUGAAAUUAAGAUUUUGUAUAAAUAUUUUGAAUCAUAUUUACUUGAAGAUUUUCUGUACAGAUUAAACUUGAAGAUUUUCUGUGAAGCCUUAACUUACAUGUAUGUAUGGAAGAUGGACAUUAAACGCUGAUGAUGAUUAUGUAUAGACUAAUAUCUAGAUAUAUCUGGCUAAUUGGAGCAGAUUUAAGAGUUUUUUAGUUGCUGGUUAUUACUAACAAGAUUCUAUUCUAAUAAAUAUAUUUGAAAGUCUUUUUUCAUCUUAUAAAUUAUCAAGAAAAAAGAUAGAAUUGAAAAGAUUAAAAUAAAAUUAUGGAAGUGAAAUUGAAUGGAAAGCAGGUUGACAGUGGGUCACAAACUGAGAAUACUGAAUUAGCAAUUGAGACACAGAAAAUUACUAGGAAGAAAUCCUACCCUUGUGAUAUAUGUGGCAAAGUAUUCAUUGCCAGAAAAAAUUUAGUUCAACAUAAAUUAAUUCAUUCAAUGUCAAAGCAGUAUCACUGUGAGGUUUGCAGUAAAUGGUUCUCUACAAGUAGCUUGCUCUCUCAACACAUACGUAUUCAUACAGGGGAAAGACCAUAUCACUGUGAUACCUGUGGUAAAACAUUCUCUCAGAAAGGUCAUUUGUCUGAACACAAACGUAUUCACACAGGUGAGAAACCUUAUCGAUGUGAUAUCUGUGGUGAAACAUUUUCUAGAAGUUCUCAUUUGUGCCGACACAAACGUAUUCACACAGGAGAGAAACCAUAUCGCUGUAAUUUCUGUGACAAAGCAUUCUCUCAAAGUGGCCAAUUAUCUGAACAUAGACGUGUUCAUACGGGAGAAAAACCAUAUUGCUGUGAUAUCUGUGGUAAAACUUUCUCUCAGAGUAGUAAUCUUUCUUCCCAUAAACAUAUUCACACAAAUGAAAAAAAUAUUUGUGAUACCUGUGGUAAAACAUUUUCUAGUCCAGGUAAUUUAUCUGCCCACAAACGAAUCCACACAGGAGAGAAACCAUAUCUCUGUGAUAUCUGUCAUAAAACAUUCUCUGCAAGUGGUCAGUUAUCUCGACAUAGACGUAUACACACAGGGGAGAAACCAUUCCACUGUGAUAUAUGUGGUAAAAAAUUUUCACAAAGUGGUCAUUUGUCUUCUCAUAAGCAUUUUCACACAGGAGAGAAACCACACCACUGUGAUAUCUGUGAUAAAACAUUCUCACAAAGUGGUCAUUUAUUUCAGCACAAACGUAUUCACACAGGAGAAAAACCAUACCAUUGUGAUGUCUGUGGCAAAUCAUUCACUGAAAAUGGUCAUUUAUUGACCCACAAACGCAUUCACACAGGAGAGAAACCAUACUGCUGUGAUAUCUGUGGAAAAAAAUUCUCAACAAGUAGUUAUGUCUCUCAGCACAUGCGUAUUCACACAGGAGAGAAACCAUUUCAUUGCGAUAUCUGUGGCAAAGCAUUCUCUCAAAGUAGUAGUUUAUCUUCCCAUAAAUACAUUCACACAAGAAAAAAGCCAUUUCACUGUGAUAUCUGUGAUGAAACAUUCUCUCAAAGCAAUAGUUUAUCUGCUCAUAAAGUAUUUCACACAAGAGGAAAACCAUAUCACUGUGAAAUCUGUGGUAAAACAUUUGCCACCAAAAGCAAUCUAUCUUCUCACAAACGUAUCCAUACGGGAGAAAAGCCAUACCAUUGUGAAAUUUGUGGUAAAACAUUUUCUGGGAUUGGUGAUUUAUCGCGACACAAACGUAUUCAUACAGGAGAGAAACCAUUCCACUGUGAUAUCUGUGGUAAAACAUUCUCACAAAGUGGUACUCUAUUUAGGCAUAAACAUAUUCACAUAACAGAAAAAUUAUACUAACAUCUACAUUAUACUGUUAUUGAAUGACAAAUGUUUUCUCUUGUAAGAAACUAUGUUGAGGAAUUUUACAAAUAGUAUCACUUUUGCCAUAAAUUUGUUCUUUUAUUUGCAUUAAGAGUACAGCAAGUAAAAUAUAUAUCAUUGCAUUGUAGUGUAAAACUCUAAUUUCAUAAUAUUCUCCCUUGUAAAAAUGUGUUUUUAUAAAGGAGAUAUGAUAGCUGUUAAAGGAUCAUAAAAAUAUUUACACAACUCAUAUGGUUAUAACACAAUGAUAUAUGUGAUAAUACUUUCUGCUUAGGUGUAAACACCAUAUAUAUAUUCUUAAAUAUUAUAAAAUAAUAUUUAAAUUAGUUCAAACAGAACUUUAAAUGACAAUGUGCCUACUAGAAUAUUCCAGUAGUUAACCCACUACUUUUAGAGUAAACUGUCACCAAUAUCAGAGAAUUUGUAGAAUUAUACAAAAUACAAUUUCAUUAAAAUAAAACCUUGGAAUAU